Molecule: messenger RNA, 4951 nt
Organism: Syngnathus typhle (broad-nosed pipefish)
Lineage: Eukaryota; Metazoa; Chordata; Actinopteri; Syngnathiformes; Syngnathidae
Gene: hip1
Product: huntingtin interacting protein 1
Exons: 31
Coding region: 4-3141 (1045 amino acids)
Biological process (GO): endocytosis; actin filament organization; clathrin coat assembly
Cellular component (GO): clathrin-coated vesicle; presynapse; actin cortical patch
Molecular function (GO): clathrin-cargo adaptor activity; phosphatidylinositol-3,4-bisphosphate binding; phosphatidylinositol-3,5-bisphosphate binding
Source: RefSeq, a predicted model, not a curated record
ACGAUGGAUCGAGUGAAAAGCUCCAUGCAGCAAGUACCCAACGCCAUCCCGAAAGUGAUUCGACGCACCGGAGGAGCUAACAGUCUGGAGCUGGAGAGGGAAAACUUUGAGAGAGGGCAGGCAGUCAGCAUCAACAAGGCCAUCAACACACAGGAGGUUGCUGUCAAAGAGAAGCAUGCCAGGACUUGCAUUUUGGGGACUCAUCAUGAGAAAGGAGCCUACACUUUCUGGGCAGCGGUCAACCGGCUUCCUCUCUCCAGCAAUGCAGUCCUUUGCUGGAAGUUCUGCCAUGUUUUUCACAAGCUACUACGAGACGGACAUCCAAAUGUGAUAAAAGACUCUAUGAGGAAUAAGGCUGAUUUGACAGAUAUGAGCAGGAUGUGGGGUCACCUGAGUGAAGGCUACGGGAAGCUCUGCAGCAUCUACCUCAAACUGCUCAUCACCAAAAUGGAGUUCCACAUUAAAAAUCCUCGGUUCCCUGGCAACCUGCAGAUGUCAAACAGACAACUUGAAGAGGCGGGAGAAAAUGAUGUCAACAACUUCUUUCAAUUAACUGUGGAGAUGUUUGAUUACCUCGAGUGUGAACUCAACCUCUUCCUUGGAGUAUUCAGCUCGCUAGAUAUGUCUCGGUCAGUUUCAGUGACUGCUGCAGGCCAAUGUCGUCUGGCUCCGCUCAUUCAAGUCAUCUUGGACUCCAGCCACCUAUACGAUUACACAGUCAAGCUGCUGUUUAAACUGCACUCAUGCCUUCCAGCAGACACUCUCCAAGGCCACCGAGAUCGCUUUCAGGAACAGUUUAAGAAGUUAAAGAGUCUGUUUUAUCGCUCCAGUAACUUGCAGUACUUCAAGCGGUUGAUUCAGAUUCCACAGUUGCCUGAGAAUCCUCCAAACUUCCUGCGUGCAUCUGCGCUGUCAGAGCACAUCAGCCCCGUGGUUGUAAUCCCCGCCGAGUCGUCUUCUCCAGAGUCGGAACAUAUGGUGGAAACCGACGACCUGGUGGACACAGACCUCCCCGUCCUUCCGGCUCCAGUGGAGACAAAAUUUGAUGAUCUCUUUGGCACCUCUGCUGCAAUUGACCCCUUCAACUUCAACAAUCAGAAUGGAAUGCGCAAGGAUGAUAAAGACCGACUGAUUGAACAGCUGACAAGGGAGAUCCAGGCCCUUAAGGAUGAGUUGGAAGCAUUCCGAUUGGAGAGUGGACGCUUAUGUCAGGCUUUGAGGGGCCGUGUCAAUGAGCUGGAGGCAGAGCUAGCAGAGCAGAGUCACCUCAGGCUACAGGCAGCAGGGGAGAGCGAGUUCCUGAAAGCGGAGCUUGAUGACCUGAGGAGGGUCAGGCAAGACACAGAGAAAGAGCAGCGGAGUCUGACCGAGAUAGAAAAAAAAGCUCAAGCUAAUGAGCAACGCUACACCAAGCUGAAGGAGAAGUACACCGAGUUGGUACAAGGUCAUGCUGAAUUGCUGAGGAAGAAUGCAGAGGUGACCCGGCAGAUGACGGUGGCUCGGGUAGCGCAGGAUGAAAUAGAUGCAGUGAGGAAAGAGAUGCAGGACAAGGUGAAGGCCGCUCAAGAUUUUGCAGACAGACAGGAACGAGCGCAGCGGGAGCACGUUGGAGAGUUGCGGAGAGAGCUGGAGUCCAGCAGGGCCGAGCUGGAUUCCCUCAAGAUCACCAUGGGCUCCUCACAACAGUCCAAUGAGGUGCUUGGCACUCAACUAGCUGCAAUGGAAUCUCAGAAAGCAGUACUCGUUGAGUCAUUGUCCAAAGUGGAGACGGAGCUUGCCGUUCAAGGGCAGGAGCUUGAGCGUCUACAAAGUUCAUUGGCCAGUGAAAGGGAAACUGGUGUGAAGACAGCCGAAGCUCUGCAAAAUCAACUUAAUGACAAGGAGAGCAGGGAGCAGGCGUUAGAGAGCCAACUAGUAGCGGCCCGCUGGUCCAGUCUGCAGGGGGCUGUUGAAGAAGCAGAGAAGAUCAUCCAAGACUCACUGGCCCAGAUGGAUGACCCAGCCCACAUCAGCUGCACUAGCUCAGCAGACUACCUGGCAUCCAGAUGUCAAGCAUCCUUAGACUGUGUGGAGCAGCUCCAUCCUGCCAGAGACGCCUUUCUAGCCGAUGACACAGGUGUCUCUCAGUUGCUAAAAGUGGUGACUCAAUGUGGCCACCUAGUGGGCGACACCAUUGUUCAGGGCAGUGCCACCUCUCACAUGGUGCCUGUGGAGCAGGCUGAUGUUCUUUCAGUAAGUGUGAAGGCAUGUGGUGCUGAGGCGCUGCUUUUGUUGGGCUGCAUGAAAAAGAAGGAAGACAUAACAAAAGCAAACAACUGCAAGCUAAAGGAGGCACUCCAGUCCAUAUUGGCCUCCGCAGAGAAACUGCGUCCUCGGGGUCUGGAACUGCAGCAGGGAGAGCUGGGAGAUCUAGUGGAGCAAGAAAUGGCAGCCACAUCUGCAGCUGUGGAAUCAGCUGCUGCAAGGAUAGAGGAUAUGCUCAACAAGUCUCGAGCGGUUGACACAGGCAUCAAGAUGGAGGUCAAUGAGAGGAUCUUAGCUUCGUGUACGGAAUUGAUGACAGCCAUCAAGGCACUUGUUCUGUCCUCCAAAGAUCUGCAAAGGGACAUUGUGGAGAGUGGCAGGGGCGCAGCAUCCACUAAAGAAUUUUAUGCCAAGAAUUCCCGUUGGACCGAGGGCCUGAUUUCUGCUUCCAAAGCGGUUGGAUGGGGUGCCACUGUCAUGGUGGAUGCGGCUGAUCUUGUGGUCCAGGGAAAAGGGAAGUUUGAGGAGUUGAUGGUGUGUUCCCGUGAAAUUGCAGCCAGCACAGCCCAACUUGUUGCUGCUUCAAAGGUUAAAGCGGACAAAGACAGUACCAACUUGCACCGCCUGCAGCAUGCAUCCCGAGGCGUCACCCAGGCAACUGCCGCUGUUGUGGCCUCCACCAAGUCUGGGCAGUCCCAAAUUGAAGACAAAGAUACGAUGGAUUUCUCGAGUAUGACUCUCACACAGAUCAAGCGACAAGAGAUGGACGCCCAGGUUCUGGUGUUGGAGCUGGAGACACGUCUGCAGAAGGAGCGCGAGCGUCUCGGGGAGCUGAGGAAGAAACACUAUGAGCUAGCAGGGGUAGCGGAGGGCUGGGGGGGCGAUGAGGAGGGUUAAGGUUGACCCCGCCCUUCGUCUGGAAGAAACUUGUAUUUAUACACUCUUCUCCAUCUCUGUCUGGCUAGUUUUCUCGCUCUUGUUUGUUUGUUAAUCAAGCCAAAUGAAACGGUGCUUGCUCUCACAUCCAUGUCUGGAGUCUUCCGCGCAGACGGCGGGCGGCAAGGGCUCAGCCACAAGGAACGACGCUCGACUGGAAGGACCACCCGAAUUCACAGCAUCACGCCUCCUCUUCAAAGAGAGUGUAUGUACGUAUAGAGCAGUCUAUCACUUAUUUAUUAUCUGUGCUCCAUGCUUCAAAUUAGUAACGAGCAAAACUCAACUGAGGAGUUGCAUUCAAGAACUGAUGAACGCUCUCGAAACGGCAACGACUAGAGACCCAAGCCCACAAAUUACGUCAGUGGAACAAAGAGGACUAAAAGAAGCCUCUCGUAAUCGAGUGUGCUUACAAGCCGCAGAAGUUCCGUGUGAUGGAUGUCUCAAAUUGUUAGGUCCAUAGCGCCUCACUGGACUCCCUGCCUUUUUGUCACAUUUGUAACAAACCGGACUGUUCAAUCAUGCUGAACUGCCAUCUUAUCUUGUUUUUUUAAUAGUCAUAGAAAACUGCUCCAAACUGCCGUGGGGGGGUGGGAAGCUCACAACUCUUAUUCUAUCUAAACCAUAAGAGAUCAAAAGUAGCAUUAUGCACACAAAAAAUGAUUAAUGGGCAGUUUGCAGUUUGAGUAACUGCAGGAAGAAGGGAUAUGUCUAGCUAAAAAAAAAAAAAGCAACAAUACAUUAGGCUCUGCUGCCAUAAUUGUCUUGCAACUCUGCAGACAUUCAUUUCGUAAACAGAUAUUUAUGUUUUUAUAAAGCUGUAUCUUAUUAAAGAAUCUGAGUAAUUUUUUGACAAACUACAGCUUCAACAACACUCAAUGAUUAAUCUGUUUUAAUAGUGAAACAUCAUCCAACUAGUAUGCCCCCCCCCCCCCUGAAGUCUUCACUACCUGUUGCCCUUUAUAAAUAUUUUCAAAGUUCAGGUUAACUAGUCAGAGUGCUUCCUGCCAGGAUGCCACACCACAGCGUGUGACCUAAGCCUCCCGCAGACCACGUAGCUCUGUGUAAUUGUCAACUCACACACACCUCCAACUGCAUCAAUAUUUGUCUUUCACUGAGUCAGCCUUCAUCUCAUCUGAAUAGAGGGACUGAAAAGCGGUGCAGGCCUAAACCAAUAGGUGUCAUCUUUUUGUCAUUUAACACGGAGCCUCGUGACCAUGUUGCGAAAUGGAUGAGCUUUGUGUGUCUUAAACAUAAUUGGGUCACUGAAAGGGGCUAUUUAAAUAGACGAUCAAACAGUGUUUGCCGAUGAUUCUUCAACAACUGCAUGGAGCAGAUGAUGUAGUUUUUAGAAAAAGUUAGUUUUAAAUAAGACAAGGCAAAGUAAUGAUUAGGCAAGUGUUACUGCAGUGUUGUGAUUAAUACUUGCUUCAGUUGUGGACAUCUGUCACACCACACACACUUGUUGACAGUAAAUCAAAGAGGGAAUACGUUGCGAAUGAUAUGGAGAUGAACUGAAACGCACCUUGUGUAAUGAAUGAGUGUAUUUUUUUUUUUUUCUGUCAAAAUAUUCUUUAUUAACCUGUCUCGGGUCCGACGUCGUACCAGCUCAGCCAGCCUUUCAAACUGCCUCACAUUGUAGUUAAAGAAACUACUCACUCACAUAGCGACAUUGACAUGAGUCUUUGUAUCGUGUACUAAAUCUAUGUUGGUGGGUUUGCUUUUAUUUUAUUUUUCAGUUUUUAAAAAUAAAUAUUUCAACUUGUUAAUACAA